CUCGAAUCAUGCCCACUUAUUCUAUCUCGAUCAUGUCGAUGUUCAAAACUAGAAAGAGAUCGCCACUGCUUUGGGUCAGGUACAUGAGGGAUAUGGAUGAGCCACAGGAACAAUCGUCACUUUUUGGUAUCAGGUACCGGUCUAAACCUAUUCGGGUAACUCCCUCCACGGCCUCCCCCGGUCUCCGCGGGGACUAAACCCGAUACUAUCAGGCAUUGAUUUUGAGAUUGAAGUAUAAGACGAGCGAUGGCUGACCGGCCUCAUCAGCAAUCCACUUUCAAUCCAAGCACUUUUCCAAGCAGUUUAUCAUUAUGCCUGCUGUACAGAAGGUGAGCUUACUCUCUUCACCUACAUGAUCUUACUAACAUGCCUCAUCAGGCCAUCAUCAUCGGUGCAGGUCCCGCCGGCCUUGCUGCCGCCCUCCAACUGCACCGUAACAACAAUAUCGCCGUUACCGUAUACGAGUUACGCCCGGAACCUACCACCCUGGGUGGUGCUAUAGGCCUAUUCCCAAAUGGAAUGCGCUUGGUCCAUCGACUAGGGCUACAUGAGGAUGUCGUCGCCCGCGGAUUCUCCGUCGCCGACAUGGAGAUGCACUCUCUGCCAAAUAGUGACAUUGCCAAGGUCGACAUCUGUCGCUGGGCAAGCCGAAAAACUGGCUUCGGAUACUUGCGUAUUCGUCGCAAAGACCUCCAGGGUGUUCUUCUUGACGCCGUUGCAAAAGACCAAAUACCUGUCCACUACAACAAGCGCAUUGUCUCCGUCACCGAGUCGCCAACAGAUGUCACCGUGACCUUUUCCGACGGCUCAACUGAUACAGCAGAUAUCCUGCUCGGAUGCGAUGGACUUCACUCUAGUGUCCGUCGACUGCAUGUCGACCCGUCCAUUGUGCCCGAAUACUCCGGUAUCGCGGGAACGCAGUCCGUGAUUGACUGCACAGGCCUUCCGGAGGAGCUGAGUACGCAUGCCAACGCCUUUCUCACUCGCACGGGUAUUUUGGCCAUGAUGCCGUGCUCUCCGUCUGGCGAUAAGCUCUUCUGGUUCUUCUCGCGGGAAACGCCUAUCCCUCACUCGGAAUCCGGCAAUGCGCGAGACGGGUGGGAGGAGCGACGUCAAAAAGAGGUUGCGGAGUACAAGGACACCAUUCUGAAGAUCAUCGGAGAAGGCCAGGGUAAAUGGCCGGAGGCAUUGACGGAGAUGGUGAAUCGGACGGACGUCGUUGGGUUUUAUCCCAUCUUCCGGCUCCCGCUGGGCGGGAAGUACCAUACAUCUCGAACGGUGCUGCUCGGAGAUGCAGCGCAUGCGAUGCAGCCUCAUGCGGGCCAAGGAGUGUCCAUGGCAUUGGAGGAUGUGUUUCUGCUAUCGAGGUUACUGAAAGACGAUCAGCGGAGCUUGGAAGAUGCAUUUGCCAAAUACGAGGCGAUCCGCAGACCGCGCAUCACGGAGAUAUACAAUCUGGCUGCCAAGAACGGAAAGAAGCGAAAAGAUGUCAGUCCGUGGGGGUUGUGGGUGAAGGAGUAUAUGGCAUGGGCUGCUUAUGGACUAUAUAACCGAUUAGGGUUGGAAGCUUUGGGAAUUGGUCAGAAGCAUUUGGUCUAUGAUAUUGACGAGGUGAAGAUCUGAUUGAUUGAUCGGGACUGGAAAUCCCUCUU
Aspergillus vadensis CBS 113365 is the source of this 1652-nucleotide messenger RNA. Its product is annotated as FAD-dependent oxidoreductase. Gene Ontology annotation, molecular function: monooxygenase activity; FAD binding. Bases 367 to 1623 code for a protein of 418 amino acids. NCBI's taxonomy places the organism in Eukaryota, Fungi, Ascomycota, Eurotiomycetes, Eurotiales, Aspergillaceae. The record is from RefSeq and is a predicted model, not a curated record. The transcript has a single exon.